AUGGCUGCUGUAACUUUUGGCGCGUUGUUUAAUACAGACUCCCUUGACCUGCAGAGGGCUGCGGUUUUAGCGCUCGUUUCUGGUCUUCAGAGAUACAUGCCUGCGGGAGGCUCGACCCUCGUCGACGGCGUAAUCCGGCCGUCGUUGGGCUGGGUGGUUCUUUCGCAACUUGAUCGCGUCUCUAGGGCCUGGAUUGUUGAUGAGCCUGAUUUGUGGCGCAACAUCUUCACGUUUGGGUCCUGGGACGCCGUCGCGUGUUUUGCUCACAGGGCCGAUUUCGCUGGCGGCGCUGUCGAUAUGGACAAUCUCCUUCGUAACGCUACCUCCGACGACUUGCAAGUUAUUGGACGACCCCCUGCAUCCAACUCAUGCAUUCUUCAAAUUCUUAAGCGCUGUGGCACCGUUUAUUCCGGAAUUUCAUCAAUCGCGUUCCGGCACAACGCAGCGGCAUUCAUCAUCAAGGCUCUUCGCGUAGACGUCUUCUCGCAACUCCACACUCUAAGGCUCUACGUCUCUUCCACAACGCCGUUGCUUCAUUUUGAUCUCCCCUCCUUACGCACCUUGGAGUUUUACGGCGUUAGGGACGCUCCCGAUAAACCUAUCGUUGCUUGGAGAGCUGCACCAUGCGUUUCCGCGAGCGUCUUGGCGCAUAUCGCGGCAGGCGCUUCUCUUGAACUUCUUGGGCUUGAAGGCGUCGACGUUUGUGCCGAUGCACAAGAAGAACCCGUCUUGGUUCGCGUCCCCGAGGUUUUCUUACUCAUUAAGAAACCCAGCAGCGUUGCUGCUGUGCUUACUUUCUUAUCUGACGGAAUACCGGACACCACUUACUGCGUAUUCUGUCGACCCUCGUUUACGGACCCGUUGCCGGACUGGGUUUGGCGCUGCGCGUCGAUUAACCCCAAUGAACGCCUUGCGGUUAUGUUCGAGGGCAGCCGCACGAUGGCUUGGAUCACAAUUAUGCCGCUCGAGGAUUGGGCCAAUGCGCGUGCGCCUUACCUAUCUGAGGGAGUUGUGCCGGAUCGCAUCUACCCUCCCAAACAAAAUCAGCCUACCCUUAUUGUUCGCGGCCGCCGUAUAUCCCGCCUGUACCGGCCGGACAACGGAGUUCAAUACUCCGACGCUUUUACUCUUGAUAUAAAGUCUUACGCUGGCCGUGUACGCGCUUGUACAGUUCGAGAACUGCGGAUCUCAGUCGACAGUCGCGAUGUUUGGCUGCGUACUUCGAAGUUCUGUGACGAACUCUUCCUCCUUCUUGACGGAAUGGAAAAUGUUGUCAUUGAGGAUGAGCGGGUUGCCGGAUCUUUGGCUUUUGUCCCUCACUCUUGCAAGCAGGCUGACAUCAUAUGCCGCGAAGAGUGGUAUGGCGCGUCCGGCCUCCUUCACCUUCGGGUGGCUGUGCACCUGAGGAGACUCAACCACGUGUGUCUGAGGGGUGUGGAAAGAGAAUGCGAUCGGAGAGUAGUGGAGGAAUGGAGAAGGAAAGGUCUUGCUGUAGCCGAUCAGCGAGUGCGCGGGCAGCCUUUCUUUCAACGAACGCAAGCUGAGGCAGAGCUGGAGGAGGCCAAGAAUAUACUUCGUUAUUUUGAGGUCCGUUUCAAGUCGCAUGUCAUGAUUGUGUUCUUCAUCUCACUUGUCUCGCAGUUGAAGGAUAUCGCAAUUCGGGAGGAAAUGAGUAUGACAUAUUGA
Peniophora sp. CBMAI 1063 is the source of this 1686-nucleotide messenger RNA. The record is from the annotation of a GenBank genome assembly. NCBI's taxonomy places the organism in Eukaryota, Fungi, Basidiomycota, Agaricomycetes, Russulales, Peniophoraceae.